This is a messenger RNA of Kalmanozyma brasiliensis GHG001, 2322 nucleotides long. RefSeq lists its product as uncharacterized. The transcript has a single exon. The record is from RefSeq and is a predicted model, not a curated record. NCBI's taxonomy places the organism in Eukaryota, Fungi, Basidiomycota, Ustilaginomycetes, Ustilaginales. Bases 1 to 2322 code for a protein of 773 amino acids.
AUGUCUUCAUCUCGACUCUCGCGACAAGACCACUACCCCUACCAAGCGACGGCGCAUCCUCGCUGGUCGCCCUCUUCCCCGCCACUCAACCGCCUCUCCGCCGCCGUCGACCCGCGACUUGCUCCUCGUCUCAACAAUGCAGGUCAGCAGGACAUGCAGCAGCAGUCACAGACGCAACAGCUUGCGUCCAGCCAGAUCGCGCCUUCUGCUGCGUCGCUCACCUCCAACGUCGAAGUGGUGCAGGCUAUCAACGCCAUGAAUUCGCAGGUCACCAGUCAAUUGUCCAUGAUGGGCACGCAGCUCGCUUCCCUCGUGUCACUCACAUCGCGUCUCAUCGAGCUUUCACAGAUGAGUCUCGCUGCUGCUGAUAGCAACGGACGCGCCAGCAAUGCCGCCACUGCCCCUGGCUCCGGUGUGUCGGCAGCUUCCUUGGGAGCACAAGGCUUUAGAGCCGAUGCAAGUCCGGUCAACAGCAACGCCGAUCUCAAUCGCGCACGAGUCAACGGCAGCCAGAACACGUCCUCGUUCGCCUCUUCCAGCAACAACUUGGCUGUGGGAUCCACCAACAACGCCGCCGCGCGUUCGGAUGCUCGGCAGGGUCAGUUCUAUCAGAACCCUGCAUCUGGCAGCGCUGCUACGAAUUCGACGCUUGACAGGACCUUUGGCAGCACGCUUCGAGGUGCGUCUCCCUCUUCCUCCAAUUCGGUGAUGAACAACAGCCUCUAUGCGGCUGCAGGACGACCGGCACAGCAGCAGGCCGGUCAAGCACAGCAAAUGCAAUCGCAGCAGCAAUCCCAAACACACAUGCAGUCCCAACAGCAGGGCCUGCAACAGACAACGCAGCCGCAACAGCAGGCGCAAGACGACCUUCUCAGGAGUCGUCUGCCGAGUCCCGUGUUCCCGGACGAUCCAAUGGACAUGCACGCCGACGUGUCGGCAUCAGAGCACCAGACUCCAUCCAAUCUCAAACGACUGUCCACAGCAGGACAGGCUGCAGGCGACAGCGCUCGCAAAGCCAGCACAGAAGCAUCGCUGGGCGAAUGGAAAAGCUGGCUCAACCGCACAUGGCAACCGCCUGCGGGUCAUCAAUCGCGCAAUACCAAGUACCGCACCAUGCAAGCGGCUCGGCGGGCGCAUCGCGACCAGACUAAACGGUCCAUGGCUACUCUCGGCCGCUUGCCGCUCAAAGAGUUCCUCGAGAUCCGACCCGAACAGUACCUCAGCGUGCGAAAGACGGGUCGAAAGCUGUACCAAGAAUGGCUGCUGCAGGAGGUGCGACUGGCCAAGCAACCCGAGGAUCGAGUCAAGGCGGCCAUCAAUCGACUGGAGAACGACCAUCCGGAGCUGGGCGAUUGCGAGGAUCACUGGAAGGCGAGACAGCUGCUGCAGCAGAUCAUCGAUAACGCGAUCGACGAGGCCAACUUGCAUCGCAAGAAAGAGGCGCGCCAGAGCAACUCGCACGCGGAGCCUAACGAGAGCACGCCACGCGGCAUGGAGGGGGCACGAAGUACGAGCAUGAUGAACGUCAGCGCGAGCAGCUCGAGUUCGGCGUUGGCGGAUGCGGAUCGAAGUCUGCGUGGUGCGGACACGAGCAUCGCUUCAGCGCGCAAGGGCAAUACUGCUGCUGCAAACGGUCCUGGUGCCGCCAAGAACGCCAAAGGUGUACAGCGACGCAAGGCGGAUCAAGCGGAGCUGGAUGACACGCCGACACGGUUCAGGCAGCCACCAAGCCAGCGCAAUUCAAUGCUGGGACCAGGUGGCAACGACGAUUCCAGCGGUUCAUCAUUGCAGACGCAGCAACUCUCUUCAUCGGGACUGGAGGCAGCACACAGCGGCCGUGCUACGGCGCUCGUCGACUACUCUGGCUACGGCAACCAUGACUCUGGCACCAUCGCCUCGACCACCUCGGACGCCCUUCAGCCCUCGCGGCACAAUCAGCACUUGCAGCCAGCGCACCACAACACGCAUCAGCAGGAUCAGACGCACAACGCAUGGGCGAGCCAGACCGCCGCACCCGGCCCAUCGCUCUUCGGACAGUCGAAUUAUACCACCACGGCAACGCAGCAGGCACUCUCGCACCAUCAGACCUACGGACAUCACAGCAAUCAUCACCACAACUCGAACUACCUCUCAUCCGACCCGAACCAGACAGGGCUCAGUGCGUCUGGAUCUGGCUUGCUGGACGAUCAGCGUCACCAAUCGCACCUGAGCCCGCUGGUCAACGGUGGCAAUUUGCGCAUGCAUCAGCAGCAGCAGCAUCACCAGCAACAGCCGCAGCAGCAGGCUCAGAGCACGUUCUUCGACAACCGAGGAUACCAGUAG